AUGAACCUGCUGAUGCAAUGGAAACAGAAUUACGAUGAGAAUACCGAUUUCACUGAAAUGCACGAAACAACUAGCGAAACAACCGAAACCCACGAAGAAGAUUCAAUUCCAAUGGAUGAUUCAACCAUUGACACAACUGAAGUCAUUUCCGAAUUCGACUUGGUGCAAGGCUUUUUAGGCGCAUUCGUUGUUAAGUCAUUCACCAAAUACAAAGAUAUGCACGAAUUGAGCAGAAAUCACGCAAGAAGCAAAUGGCAUCAAACUUCAAUGAAAGCUGCUAUUGAAUUUACAACUGCCAAGCCAGUGGACCUACAGAUGGUAACAGGACGUCAGAAGUUAAUUGAAGAAAACAAGAAAAUAAUCCGUUCGAUCAUAUCAAACAUAAUUUUUUGUGGAACAACCGAUUCACCAUUAAGAGGAAAAGACGAAGAUUCCAGAAUAUUCAUGGAUCUCAUUCGCUUGAGAAUUGAGGCCGGAGAUGAAUCUCUUAAAAAACACUUUGAAAAAGGACCAAAAAAUGCGAAAUACACCUCACCAGAAAUUCAAAACGAGAUAAUUGCAUUAUGUGGCGAGGUAGUGAAAGAUAUGAUAAUUGCUGACGCUAAAAAGGCAUCAGCAUACAGCAUUUUGGCUGAUGAAACAGCAGAUAUAUCAGGAAAAGAGCAACUGUCAUUGGGUAUUCGAUUUUACGACAAAAGCCAAGCAAAACUACGAGAAGAAUUCAUGGGUUUCUCUGAACUAAAUGCGAUGGACGCUCCAACAAUUGCAGAUGAAAUUGAUCACGCAGUCGUGAGCUGUGAACUUGAACCGAACAAAUGCGUUGGGCAAGGGUACGAUGGCUGCAGUGCUAUGGCCGGAAAAGAAGGAGGCGUUCAAGCACAUAUCCGAAAAAAAUACAAAAAAGCAUUGUUUUUCCAUUGCGCAAGCCACACAUUGAACCUUGUUGUUAAUGAUUUGAACACGGUCCCGGAAGUACGAAACACUAUUGGCACCAUCAAAGACAUAAUAAGAUUUUUCCGAGAAUCAGUGCUACGGCGAAAGUGUGCUCCGAACAUACCCGCCCUUUGUGAAACUCGUUGGUCUCAAAAACAUAAGAGCAUUGCUGUUUUUAAAGAAAAUUUCGUUGAGAUCGUGAACGCAUUACUGACUUUAUCCACCGAAGGCAAUGCAAAAACUCGAUCAGCUGCAUUUCAGCUACACUCUGCAGCAACGAAACCUGUAUUUAUCAUAUGCACUUCAAUAAUUGCCAAAUAUUCGGAUAUUCUUGAGCCUGUCGUGAAUGGUCUUCAAUCUAAAGGUCUUGACCUGCUCAAAUGCAAAGACCAUCUUGAUAGAAUAGCAACUGUUAUCUCUAGCCAUCGAACCGCUGUAGAUGCCCUGAUUGAUGAAAUUCUAGACGAGGCAAAAGAAAUAGCGAAGUCGAUUGAUAUUGAAUUGGAUAUGCCCAGACUAACCCAACGACAGCAGCAUCGUUCAAAUCAACCUGCAUCGAAUCCAAAUGAUUAUUGGAAAAUAUCGUUGCUAAUUCCGUAUUUGGAUUCGUUGAUAUCAUCGCUUGCAAAUCGAUUCGCGUCAUCCAAUUUGCCUGCAUUUUCACUACUCACAUUGCAUCCAUACAUUAUGUUGAAAAAAAGUAUUGGCGAUUUGAAAGAAGACAUCAAGCCAUUUUCAGAAUUUUAUGAAUUGGAUCUAAGUGCAGAAAUUGAAUUAUGCUCUCAGAAGAAUCGCAAGAGGCCCGAAAUAAAGACUGUCGUAGGUUCCUUGAGCACCAUACGCGGAAACAAUCACGAACUUCAAAGACUGAAAAUGCUUUUAAUAACGUCCGAUCCUGUAAUCAGCUUGCUCAGGAAAUUGCCUACAGAGAAAUCCGAGGAACUACCUGCGGAAGUUUUUAAUUUAAUUUCCCCGCCACCAAUACCAACAGAUCAGUUAGGAAAGGAUGUUCAUCAGAAGGACAGUGAUAGUUAUUCAGUAACUGAUUUAUCUGAAGAGGAGUCAUACGACGAUAGUAGUUAA
Messenger RNA from Rhagoletis pomonella (apple maggot), 2016 nucleotides. Its product is annotated as zinc finger MYM-type protein 1-like. The record is from RefSeq and is a predicted model, not a curated record. The transcript has 4 exons. The coding region runs from base 1 to 2016 and encodes 671 amino acids. Lineage: Eukaryota; Metazoa; Arthropoda; Insecta; Diptera; Tephritidae.